GGUGGAACAGUCUCUCGCGCCUACAGUGGUGGAAUCGAACGUCCCCGAGCGCACACGGCGUAGAGGAGAGUACGGCGCACGAGUCUGUGGAAGGGAGAUAACGGUUUCUUUUUGCCCCCUCUCCACUCAAACAACAAGAGCGAACCAAACCUGAAUUUUAGGGGGGUUUACAGAGUCUUCUGCUCACAAGGAGGAGGGAAGCGAGGGAUUGGAGCCGCAAGUUUUUUUUUCUUUUUCGUUUUUUUCUCUCUUUUCUUAAAAGAGGAUUCUGUGUUUUCACGGUGGUUUGUUCUCCGCUCUCGCCGCAAAGAUGAUGGUCGGAGAGGUCGAAGUGAAGGAGCGACCGAGGCCGAGUCCCGACUAUUUGAUGCAAUUGUUAAACGAGAAGAAGCUCAUGACCAGCUUGCCAAAUCUCUGCGGCAUCUUCACACACCUCGAGAGGCUUCUGGAUGAAGAGAUCAACAGAGUGCGUAAAGACAUGUACAGUGACACAGUGAAUGGCCUUGUGGACAGACACCCGCUGGAGCUGCCUGAACCUAUCGGACCCAUCGUUCACCUGCAGGAAAAACUGUUUGUGCCUGUCAAAGAGUACCCAGAUUAUAACUUUGUGGGGAGAAUCCUUGGCCGGGGACUCACAGCCAAACAGCUGGAGGCAGAGACAGGAUGCAAAAUCAUGGUGCGGGGCAAGAGCUCUAUGAGAGACAAGAAGAAGGAGGAGCAGAACAGAGGGAAGCCAAACUGGGAACACCUAAAUGAAGACCUUCAUGUCCUUAUCACAGUGGAAGACACACAGGCCAGAGCUGAGAUCAAGAUGAGAAGAGCAGUGGAGGAGGUCAAGAAGCUCCUUGUACCCGCUGCGGAAGGAGAAGACAAUUUGAAGAAGAUGCAGCUGAUGGAGUUAGCUAUCCUCAAUGGGACAUACAGAGACAAUAAUGUCAAAACACCCACCCUUGCGUUCUCUCUUGCAGCGGCAGCAGCAGCCGCUCAGGGCCCCCGCCUCAUAGCGGCCCCCACAGGUCAGGUGUUGCCUCCCCCGGCACUCCGGCCCCCAACACCAGCUGGGGCCCCCAUCAUGAACCUCAUCCGGCCCACUCAGAUGGCUGCCAUGCUGCCCAAUGGCACCCCCACCCUGGUGCCUCCCACACCGGAUGGCGGGCUUAUCUACACCACCCCUUACGAGUACCCUUACGCCUUGGCACCCACCUCCCUGCUGGAGUACCCCAUCGAGCACAGUGGGGUUCUAGGUGCAAUGGCUACUAAAGUGAGACGGCAUGACACGCGGGUCCAUCCUUACCAAAGGAUUGUGACCGCUGACAGAGCCGCCACCGGCAACUAACACAUGACCUUCUGACCUCUGAACUCUUCACCCAAUGACGAGCCGCCCCAAGCCUGCCUGCUGAUCAGUUAACUGGUAAUUGCCUUUUGCUAGCCUCUCGGACGCAAGUGAGAGAGAGAGAGAGGCACCUGCCCGUACAGUUACCCUAACACGUUCUGACAAAAAUAGAAACCAACGCAGAAUCUUCACAGAAAACACAACAAAAACCCAACAAAAGUUGUGUAUUAUUCAUUUUUUCCCUCUGUUCAUUGAGUUCAAUUCCCAUUCUUUCUCUUUCUUUUUCUUCAUGAAUCAUAUACUGGGUGGAUGUGUUUGUCGUAUUACUCAUAAAUCUGCACUGAAUUAUAUAGCAAUAAAGACCCCCACCCACCCUCCUUUAAUUACUCUGAUUUGAUGACCUCACUUGUUUGAAUCAAGUUCAAUAUCUAUUUGACGCAAACCAUUUGGUUUCAGAGUAAUGACAUGAUCCCACUCAAACGCCCCCGACUCCCAACCCCACCCCACUCAAAAGAUAUAUUUACUUAAGAGCACCUACCUGCUCCCACCCUUGUUCCAACACCCACCUACUGCGAGAGAAAAAGAAAUAGAAGGAAAGAGAACAUACGCUCACAUUAACUUGUUUAAUUUCUGUCAUUUUUCACAUGUAGUUCAGUUGUUGAGCUCUAAAAUGUAAUUGAGCUGACACAUUCUGGGUGUGCCCCUCUAAACAGCUUUCUGUCUGUUUUUUUUUUUUUUAAAGCAUGGCUGAAAUGAUUGCAAAAGGAGCUUUUUAUGAUUUAUGUGGUUUUUUUUCUUCUGUCUUUUUUUAAUGCUUUUCUUUUGAGUCAUUUUCUCCACUUGAUUUUGGUUUUUCUGUUGUUCAUAUUUGACUAAUUAGCUUUGCUUAAAUAGACUAGCCAACAUACAGCAGGUGGUUAACUCUGGAAAACAAAACGCAAUCGGAUGUUAAAAGCAGGCCGCAGAAACUAAGAAUUAUGAAGGGCAAGAUGGGAAGCUCAGUAUUUGGGCUGAUGGGUUUUGUUUGUGUGUGUGUGUGUGUGUGUUGUUUUUUUGUUUUGUUUAAUUUUUUUAAUUAAUACUACAAUGAAAGUAGGGUGUGCUGAGGCUUCGGGGACAUUGGAGCAGUGCUUAUUAGCUACUGGCCAUUGCUACACCCCCAUCCACACUACAUCCACGAUACAGUGCCUGAUGUAUUUAGAAAAAUAUCUCAAUGAGUUAGCUGAGCUGUGAUCACAAAGACAAAAAAAAAGUAUUAAGUGUGCAUAUUUAGCCAAAGGGUUUUCCAGUGAAUUAUAUCUGCAAUUAUGCAUCUGUCUCACUGAGGGCUCUCUUUGUGAUUUUAGAGUUUGGAAGGGUGUGAAUUUUUGGUGCCUGCCUUCAGCUGGAACAGACAGCCAGUCAGUUAGAUGAUUUUUGUUUUUUGUCCCAUUACCGCUCUAUAUUUUCUGAGGUGAACACAGGCAAUUAACACUAAAUCAACAUGCUACUCGAUUACAGUACAUUGCUAAGGGGAAGGGCACUUUGAAGUUGUGUACAUAAAUGCUUUUGCCAUGAUACCCGGCUUCUAAAUUCAGUUGUUUCAUCAGCCACAUUGCCAAACAAGUGUUUAUUUCGUCAUUUUGUUCUUUUUUUUUCCCCAUCUCAACAUUUGACCAAUUUUCUUAAAUGCAUUUUUGUUUUUAAUCCCAUAUUUUGCAUGGAGGUCGGCAUAAUCUGAGCCUUUCUGUGUGUUAGAAAUUUUUUGUUUUGUUUUGAUUAUUUUACUGAUGAAACGUCUUUUUGACACAUGCCAAACCAUCCAAAAAGCGCAUCCACAAUGUGUCACACCUCCCUGUGAUCGUAGUCUAGUUUCUGAGCCCACAAUCUUCUGUUCAACUCUCUCAAGAAAAAAAUAGGAUGUGAAAGCCAUGCCUGCCUGUUCAAAUUGCUUUAUACAUACGUCUUAUAUAUAUAUAUAAAUAUAUAUAUAAAUAUAUAAAAAUGUAGAUAUCUGUCAUUGCAUAUACAAAUACAGAAGAGAACAAAAAAUAGAUAAUUUUACAGGGUGCUGGAGAUGAGAAAAAAAUUGAAAAAUCUAUUUUUGGCAAUUUUAGCUUUUGAUACUUUACUUGCAGUUACAAAAUCUGAAAAACUAAAUAAAAAAAAGUUUCAAACAGUAUGGGGGGAAAACAGAAAAAACCGAGUGGGUGAGGAAAAAGUGCUGUUACCUUGAAUAUGAUUGGAAAGGAAGACCAAAACAGUCAUAACCCUUGGAAAGUUAGCGAGGAUCAGACGGAGACGGACGCCUAGAGAGUUUAAAAGGAUCAAAUCAAAGUGCCUUAUCAACAGUGGUUUCUGUUUUCUAGUAUUCCAGUUGUGUUCAAUAAUAUCCAGCACCCACCAAGAUGGCGCAGAGAGGAAAUGGCUAGUGUUACAAGCUCUGAACAGUUGAGCAGGGUAGCUCCCACCAUAUCGUGGUGUUACCGAAGUUAUUCUAUGCAAAAGAAUAGCAGUCGUUUUGACCAGCUAAAAAUAUGUGCCAUGGUUUUGUCUUCCUGAAAUGAUUUAUUUUUCUUUUCCUUUGACUUGCUGGCCCUUUACUCUGCUGUAUGAGCAGGUUUUUGUUCUCUUUUUAUUUAGAUUUUAAUUAUCACAUGAAAUAUUGUCUUGAUUUUUUAUUUUUUUUUGGUGACUGUGACUAACUUCCUAGAACAAAUUGAACUGCCAAUAGCAAACCCAGUAGUCUGCCAGAACAUGUUUUGAUUAUGAGCUGAGAAAAAUACAUAGAAUUCAAGGGAAUGAGUAGGAAAAGUGGGGUCGUCCCCCGCUGGCUUUCUGCCCGUUUGUUUCAACAGCUGCAAACUGAAAGCAUCCAGUCCACAUCUCUCGCUGUCAAUUUGACAACAAGCUAUCAAUACAAUCAGGAGAUUUAUAAUGGACGAAUGAAAUGCUGGGUAAUGGAACUCAGUUUCACAGCCAAAUAGUUUUCAGUUAUUGAAACAACUGACAGAUUAUUGCUGGAAGGUGAAACACACUCGUAAUAUUAAAUUGAGGAAUUCUUAGAUCCAAUAUAACCCUUGGCAGUUUGUUUUUCUAUUCAUAGCUCUUUCAUCAUGCUGUUACACCGAAAGGUCAAUGAAUUUUUUUUUCUUUUUCAGUGUUAUUAUUUUAAAUUGAAAUGCAAUAUUAAAGUGGAGCAAGAGAUGGCUAUUCAGCAUUUGACAGUAUUAAGAAAAUUCCCUCUGCAAUGUUACAACUUGCUGUGUCAUUGUGAAAGGCUGGAUAAGUCCAUCAGGUGAAAGGUUGACUCUAUACCUACCGUAUUCUCUCUGGCCUGCCUACUACAUGUAUGAUAAUGUAAUUAACAGCCAUUGUUACAGGUUUAUAAUGUAUUUUUCUAAUCUCAUUUUAUAUGUAUAUUAAUCAUGUUUCUGAGUGCUUUUUUUUUUUUUUUUUUUUUAAUGAAACCCACUGCAACUUUUCCCCCCUUAAACGGCCCUCCCUUCCUCACCCCCGUCUCUUUUACAUCUUGAAAACUGUCUCUUGUGGGGAGUGUUGCCUUUUUCCCUGUUAUAUUUUGUUUUGUUUUCUUGCCAAUUCCCAGCUUGUUUAACUCAUUAGCUACUUUAUUAGUUUCCUUGUCAUAAGUAUUUUUACAUGCUUGCAUUUAGUUUUCAUGGUGUAUGCUGUUAUUUUUCUUAUUAACCUCUUGGCAUUUAUUUUAAUAAAACAUUCUUAGUAAGAAUUUUACUAACUUGCUGAUAUUUUGUCUUGUGUUUUUAACCAGUUUCAUGAAUGUAUUACCUUGGUCUGGUUCACGGACUAACACAAUUAAAACCAGUGUCUGGCCACCACUUCCACUGACUGACACGCACACCACACAAACACUCACACACACUAGUCUGCACAUGUGUUUCUCACACAACACACACACACACACACACACACACAUCCUAACUGGAAUCUGCACGAGUUGAUAAGCGUCGCUCACUGCCGCUCACGCACUCUCACCUCUGCGCUGGAGAAAAUCUGCUGACACUCUUCAUACUCGCCCCGCUCCGUUCCAACACUGCUGCUGUUGUCUCGUCGUCUCUCUUGGAGACAACUCUUUUGUUAGGUGUCCUGUCCUUCUGUGUCACUGACCCCCGCGAGACGGCAGGAAGCGUCGCAGCGUCGGUCGGUCGGUCGGUGGGGGGGGGGUUUAAUAAGUUGCACGUUGCUUGAGGUCACCGGUUAACUUCUGGGUAAGCUCUCGAACAAAGCGCAGUCCGAUUAAAAGGCCGGUUUGUCUGUACACACGGGUUUCCCUCAAAGUCAAACCCCUCUCCUAAUCCCUACAGAUAAAACUCCCAUUUUCCCACAGCCUCGCCAUUAGUUUGUGCAGGACUAAUCACAAAAAACUGCAUAUUAGUCAUCUCAAAAGGAUUAAUUUUACUGUGAAUAUGUAGAGCAGAACAUCUCAUCACCACACAUUCUAGAUGUGGUGAGUUAUUUACAACAGACACUCGGGGCGCAUUUAUAGAUGACAGUUGUGUGAAUGUCUAAAGCUUUCCUCUUUUUUUUCUUCCAUUGAGUCCGUGGCUUGUUCUGCCUGGAUAGCAGCAUUACAGUUAUCACCAGCUGUUGUCUGUUUGGUGAACACUUCUCCCCAUUCAGCUUAUUGAUAUAACAGCUAAUACUGGGCCAUUUGGGAGCAUCCAUAAUGCUUAGACACACACCAGUACACCAUGCCAAUAUGAAGAGCUUUGGGAUCAAAACAACCUUACUAUUUCUUCCAGUGUAAAAUGCUGAUAUGGCUUUCGGCUCGCCAGUAUUUAUCGUUUUGGGGGACGCUUUUUUUCCCCCUCUUUUUUUGUGUCUGAAUCACUGCCAGUGUGUGUUGUUUAUUCUCCUCCUGUGUCAGUGCACUCGUCCCUGGGUUCAUUCAGCUGUCUUCUCUCUAUUCAGCUUUCUUCUCUUCCACUAAUUCGAGGUAUUGACGCUGACACACAAGCAAAAAGAUUAACUUCAUUAAUCCUGAUUAUUACUUUAACCCACUGAGUGGUGCCUCCAGAUUUGUUUUUUUCCCUCUCCUUUCAAAUCCGCACAACAACUCGGCCUUAACUGUUUGCAAUUCUCUUCAUGUCUCGGCAAGCAAAGAACACGGAUUAAAAGUGUCUAACAUCAAACUUAACAUUUCUCCUCUUCUCUGAAAUUAACAUUUUGUCUCUGUGAUCUGAUAACGGGUGUUUUUCGCUAACACCUGCUUGUACACCAGCAAGUAGAGGCAGAGAUUGGAUUACAAGCAGCCCAAUUGGUUUAAUUUUUUACUUUGUACACUUUACGUUGACAGGUAGAAGCUUUUUAUAUUUAUGAAUCAUCUCGCAUUGGCCUUUAAUGUUUUGAUUGGCUCCUCGGUACCGUAAUGAGCAACCUGAGCUAAAAUCCGUCCAUUAGCAGUCCAUAUAUUUACGCUGUCACAAGUCUUGCCUUUUAUGUCAGCGAGGUUUUCAGUGUCUCGCUCUGGGGGUGAAAAAAAAUGAGCUGAUGAAAAAGACAGCGGUGAGCUAUUUUCCGAAGCACAAUGUACUACAAACACUGCCUAAAAUAUUGCAGCUGUGAGUUUGGAAAAAAAAAAAAAAAAGUGCCUUUUUUCUCAGAUUGGGAAAUUAUAUAUUUUUAUACUGUUAUCAUUCAAGUGCCAAUUUUCUGUCUCCCUUUAUCUUGCCAACAGCUUUUUUUGUUGAGCACAAAAAACUAAAUGCCCAAGCUUCUCCUUUUAUCUGUUUUUUUUUUUUUUGGGUUUCCCAGCACAAUGUACAUAUUCUACUAAACUGGGAAAGUUCGACCAAAAGAUGGGGAAUUUGGUCACGAGAUGUUUCCCACCAUUAAACUUUGGCUUAAUGGGUCCUGUUUUCGAUUUGAUCCACUGAGAACUUCUCUUUCUGAUUGGACCACAGUAUGCAGGACGUGGCUGUUUGCAUACUGCUGCCUGCUCCGGCAGAGUUCUCAGUGCUUUUCCAAAUCUGUCGCAGGGCAUUCAGUGUUAUCUACUAACUACCUUUUCACCUGUCAACCUUUUCUUUUUUUCCCUUCUGUUUAACAAACAUUCCUCCAAUGAGUUAAACGGCAGGUUAACCAAUCAGUAUUGAUGUCAGCGAUGUAGCACUCAGGUGGUUAAAGGGCAAAAGCUACCAAAAUACAGAAUGAGAAAAUUCUAGCCCCACUGGAUUUUUUGUGGUUUAUUUUUUCUUUCUUGACAGUGAUAAAUAUGCAUUAAAAAGUAUAAAAACGUUUUUUUUUUCCUUCCUAAAAUUCUACUAGUAUGACAUAUAUUGUAAGUUCCUCAUCCAUAUAGUGGUGCACUAAUAUCUGUGAGAUCUUUGUGGAGUUGUAAGUUUUUAUGUGAAGUAGUCUUUAUUUUGUUUUGUGUUACCUUGUUUUUAUAGAGGGUUAGGCUGACAAUUUUGAAUAGGGUGUAAAACAUGUAAUGCCAGUUUUUGUUGCUCACACCAAAAAAAAAGAAAGAAAAAAAGGAAAAACAAAUGUCAUGUGUGCAAUAAAGAACCAUAUUUACAAGCUUC
Messenger RNA from Acanthochromis polyacanthus (spiny chromis), 7878 nucleotides. It is a transcript of the gene qkia, whose product is annotated as QKI, KH domain containing, RNA binding a. Gene Ontology annotation, molecular function: mRNA binding. The record is from RefSeq and is a predicted model, not a curated record. Gene Ontology annotation, cellular component: nucleus. Gene Ontology annotation, biological process: regulation of mRNA splicing, via spliceosome. Lineage: Eukaryota; Metazoa; Chordata; Actinopteri; Pomacentridae.